Messenger RNA from Hyalella azteca, 2083 nucleotides. RefSeq lists its product as uncharacterized. The record is from RefSeq and is a predicted model, not a curated record. Lineage: Eukaryota; Metazoa; Arthropoda; Malacostraca; Amphipoda; Hyalellidae. The transcript has 3 exons. The coding region runs from base 263 to 1588 and encodes 441 amino acids.
UCUCCACUAUGUGCAGUGCUUCACUGUACGCGGUGCUUCACUAUUGGAUGUGCUAAACAUUAGGCUGUGUUUUGUUGUAGGCUGUGCAUCACUACAUUGUGCAUCGCUGCACGCUGUGAUCCGCUGUACGUUGUGCUUCACUAUUGGAUGUGCUUUAACAGUAGACCCUGUGAAGCAUAUUUCACCUCCCCCUUCCCUCUACUCCAGGCAUUUGGCGUCCGCCGUACAUUAUCGACAGGAAAGACAAACUUCAUGCAAUAAAAUGACGUUUUUUAUUUCGAUCUCAAUUUUUUUCUGCCUCCAAAUUUCAUUCCGAAGUUGCAUCCCAAUUGCAGCAGGCUUGUUACCAGCUUACAACUUGAGGCUUAGUGAGGCAACAGUUCAGGUGGCGGAGGAUUUCAAUGCGCCAAUUGAGAAGUCUCAGGGUUCACGGAAACUGCUGACGUUAGCAUCAGACCGAGAGAGCAGGAACUUAUUGACUGACUUGAACUCGUCUGAACGUCUCGUACCGCUCACCAAAGAACAAGAAAAACCCAUCGGAUAUCUAAUGAAGCGAAUAAUACGCAGACCCAACAGAAUAGAGAAUAGUACGCAAGAUUACCGCGAGACAGCGCGAACCGAGUACUUCACGACGCUUUUGUUCAAGGGAAGAUGUUCAGUUCUGAGAAGAAUGCAUCCAGAACAUCUACGUCGCCACCUAAAAAAGAUAUUGUGGGAAUUGCAUCACAAUUUGUCUCGGGAAGCACGGAUCGUCUCGAUCAGCUGCCUUUAUAGACUGAAAAUUGUAAUUUCAUUGCCGAUUUAUAGAGGUGAACGAAUACUGUACAAUGAAUUGAUGUUGUUUAGAGGCCGUAAUUUUACAAUUGAUGGAACAGAGAUCGAGUUUCGUGUGAUACUCCCUGAUGAUAACAAUGUAAUAGUUGAGAAAGCUGAUCCUGCCAAGAAUGGGUUUCAUGAACUUUUAAUUCUUUUCCUAAUCACUUUGGUUUGUUGCAUUUUCGUUAUUAUGUCUAUGGUCAUUGCACGAUGCUAUGCUUGCAUUAGACUCAUGAUCUUCAAACCAUCACUACUUGACCUCUCUCGCUACAGCCAAGAUGAGAUCCCAAAAUGCAUGGCGGAUAAUUUCGCCAAAACUGGAAAGGUGAUGCAAGUUGCCAAUGUUUACGCGGUCCCAGGAUUCCUGCACACCAUCCAUGAGAAGAACAUGACUGCACAACAACAGGACCAAGUUCAUGAUAAUUCCGAGGACGAAAUCAGCAGCGACUGGUCCACUGAGGUAGAGUUCCCGAACUACCGGGAAAGUAUCUCGGCGGAUCCCUUCAAUAAACGCGAUGGAGAACCCACCAAAGAUUUGCAAGGCUCAAAUGAAACUGACAAGCUGCUGAACCUUGCUUGCAUGGAGGACAAGUCGGAGAAGAGCUCAGCAGGUUUGGUUCCUAUGUACCGUUGCCGCACGCUAAACUCGGAUUACGAAGCGGUCGCGGUCGACGGUGAGGACGAUAGCGACGAUUCGAUGUUUGAAUCCGUUUGUGUAACACGUGUCACGGAUGGAUAUGAUGGAAGGCUAAAAAUUGAAACAGACAUGUAAUCAUAAUUACCCUAACUUCUCAGUUUAUUUAUUUUGAUAUUUAUCACACAAAAUGAUCAUUCAAAUCAUCAUACCUUUAAAUUUCUGUUUUCCGGAAAAUUCUAUGCAACUAAUUUUCUUUGCUAUAACAUCAUACACCAUUAUCUCAUUUUUUUAUAUUCAAAGCCAAAAUUGACUCGCAAACUUUUUAGAAAACUUCAAAAACGAUCUAUAUCUGUCAGCGCUUCUAUCAAUGAAAGUUAUAGAGAUCACCAGUCUUUAAAUUACGUUACAAAUAUUAUGCCCGUUUUGCUGUUGGGUUAAAGAUCUGACCAUGCAACUUAUUAUAGAAUAGAAUAGAAGUGUUGGGACUGAAGAAAUGGGCCCAUGGCCUGUUGCUGAUUCUUGUACUUUUCGUGACUUGAUUCACAUGCAAGGGAUACGGCCUUUGGAACUCGACCUUUCAAUAACAGACGAUUAAUAGAGAUAGCUGCUGAACUUAUUGCCUGGUCCGUA